Messenger RNA from Pochonia chlamydosporia 170, 1164 nucleotides. Its product is annotated as WD domain-containing protein. Lineage: Eukaryota; Fungi; Ascomycota; Sordariomycetes; Hypocreales; Clavicipitaceae. The transcript is spliced from 2 exons. Bases 1 to 1164 code for a protein of 387 amino acids. The record is from RefSeq and is a predicted model, not a curated record.
AUGACCGCUUCGCCAACAACUCCACGACAUUCCCGAAACUCGUCAGCGGCCGACAGCUUUCAUGGAUAUUAUCACGCUCGGAGGCAAUCCAAAUCAUCUGUGAAUGAUCCCGCCACGCCGUUUCCGAACGACCUGCGCCAUCAAGAUAGCAUAGAUCUCGGGGUGCUAACCAGCGGGGGUCCUGCUGCCGUCAAUGGCAUGGGUAAUUUAGCAGACGAACUUGCCGACGCAUUCUCGGAUUCGAAUGACGAGGAUGAGGCUGAAUAUGAAGAAAACAGAGUUCAUAUGCCACAUUCCCAAAUUACGGAGACACAAACAACUGCUGCUGAUGGGAGAGGAGCUGGUGGAUUGGGCCAUGAUUCUACACCGACAAACAAUGCACCUGAUGGUCAUGGAAUUAAUGAUAGACUGCUUUCGCCUCAUGGCAGGGGGCAUCAGAGGAGAAAUACAGACUAUGACGGCAGCGAAUACGGCUCAGAGUCAGAUCUUGACUCCGGUGGUAUGCCUCCCACGCUAAUCGCGAAAAUCGAUGCGAUCGAGUCUCUCGCUCGGAGAGGAACAGAAAACUAUGGCGGCCCUGGCGAUGAAGUAAUCCAACGAGUGACGGACGGUCUGCGGGAUCUCGGCCCGCAGUCAACAGUCGAAGGAAAUGCGUCCAGGCUAAUAACGGCGCAUACGGCACUUACCAGCCAUCUCACGCACCAGACUCGCCAGCUACAUAGCCUAACAUUUCCAUUACUGUCUCCUCUCGCAACUGCACCGGAUACCGAAAUAGUUGAUGGCCUUGUUCCUCUGUUAGCAUCCCUAUCGGACGACAUGCCCCGGCCGUCGACAACAGCCUUUAAUUCCUUGACCGCACUUCAUACUAUUACCUCCGAAUUAAUCCAGACUUUGAGCUAUCUCUCAGACACGCUACAUAUGUCCCGACAGACGACAGCAACAGCCACUAGAAGGCUGAAGAGUGCAAAGGAGUUAGUUGCCGAAAUGCGACGUGACGAGGAGUUGCGGGAAGAGGGUGAGCGAUGGCUAUCUCGCGGCAACUGGUCUCAGCGCCUUGAGAAUAGGGAAUGUGCGAAUGUAUGCGGAGAAGUGAUUGGAGGCUUUGAGGAUGUUUGCAAUGGCUGGCGACAAAGGCUUCUGGCGCAGGCAGAUUCUCAGGCGUGA